This is a messenger RNA of Phaeodactylum tricornutum CCAP 1055/1, 444 nucleotides long. RefSeq lists its product with no specific name. The transcript has a single exon. The record is from RefSeq and is a predicted model, not a curated record. The coding region runs from base 1 to 444 and encodes 147 amino acids. Lineage: Eukaryota; Bacillariophyta; Bacillariophyceae; Surirellales; Neidiaceae.
AUGUUCCUUGAACGAUACACGGCAGCCAACUCCAAGUUGGUCAGAUCAAUCAUGGUAUCGGACAUUAUCGACACAAUUCGAUCAGCCGGAGGCGGGUUCGUCAAGUUCGACGGCGGUAGAUGGUGGGAAAUGAGCGAUGCCGUGGCCCGGGAAAAAGUCGGUGCUUACAUUCGGGACUGCCUGCAUACCAAAUACACGUCCGCAGCCAAGUCCAAGAUGGCACGACGCCGAGCGCGGCAAAGAAUGCAAAAAGAGGAGCAGAGGAGGGGUAUAGAGGAGGGCAAACAUGAUUCUUGUUCAGACUCGCAACGGCGCAACCAGCAUCAGUCGAGUAGCUCACAUUGUGGGCAUGACACAAAAGACAACCGUGACGCGCACGACGACAGUGACAACAAAGCCGACUUGACGGACAUAUGCCCAUACGGAGGAGUUGUUGGAGUUUGA